CAUUUCCCCCACACAGACACAAAGUCGUCCUUUCAGUCGGCUGGAAGUCCUCUCUUCCUCUACCGCCAUUAUGGGUCGCAUGCAUGCUCCAGGAAAGGGCUUGUCCCAGUCGGCGUUGCCGUACAGGCGAAGUGUCCCCACUUGGCUGAAGCUGGCCUCUGAUGAUGUCAAGGAACAGAUCUUCAAGCUAGCCAAAAAGGGAUUGACCCCCUCUCAGAUUGGUGUCAUUCUAAGGGACUCCCACGGUGUGGCCCAGGUGCGCUUUGUCACCGGCAACAAGAUUUUGAGGAUCCUCAAGACCAAGGGCCUGGCCCCAGACCUCCCAGAGGACCUGUAUCACCUCAUCAAGAAGGCUGUGGCUGUCAGGAAGCAUCUGGAGAGGAACAGAAAGGACAAGGAUGCCAAGUUCCGCCUGAUUCUCACCGAGAGCAGGAUCCACAGGCUGGCCCGUUACUAUAAGACCAGGAGAGUAGUUGCUCCCAACUGGAAGUAUGAGUCGUCAACCGCUUCUGCUCUGGUGGCAUAAUCAUCACGUUUUGGAGAAAUAAAGAAUUUGGAUUCAAA
Molecule: messenger RNA, 564 nt
Organism: Oncorhynchus nerka (sockeye salmon)
Lineage: Eukaryota; Metazoa; Chordata; Actinopteri; Salmoniformes; Salmonidae
Product: small ribosomal subunit protein uS15-like
Exons: 6
Coding region: 71-526 (151 amino acids)
Biological process (GO): translation
Cellular component (GO): nucleolus; ribosome; cytosolic small ribosomal subunit
Molecular function (GO): small ribosomal subunit rRNA binding; structural constituent of ribosome
Source: RefSeq, a predicted model, not a curated record